UGAACAGGUUUAGUGAGUUUUUGAUGACAUCAUGACGUGGUUCAUAACUAUAUAAACCCCUCGGUCACCCGUUCAACACACAGCGGAUGGCGAAAGACGACAUCUGCACAAAACACCAAGAGUUACCGAUCAGAGAGAAAGAUGCUGAAGAUGUUGGGCGUGUUGGCUCUGGUUCUGCUGGUGUCCACUAUGAACGAGGGACGGAUUGUGAGUAAAUGUGAGCUGAAAGCUCAGCUGGACGCGGUUUUUGGAGCAAAUAUGACCGGAAACAUGACUCAAGACACACCUGCAAAUAUGACCGGAAACAUGACUCAAGACACACCUGCAAAUAUGACCGGAAACAUGACUGGAGAGCUCAUCGCCAGACUUGUCUGUGCGGUAGAACGCACGUCAAGGUUUAACACCAGCCUUGUCACCACCAUCCAGUUACCACCCCCUACCCAAAACUCACAAAAACCAAAUGGGCCACAUCAAAAACGAGGGGAAAAACCAGAUCGCCCACAUCAGAAACCACACGAGGGACGUCCAGGUGGAAAACCAGGUGACUCACAUGGGGGACGUCCAGGUAGUAAACCGAGAGAAAAACGAUCCCCUCCUCGGGCACCAGGACGAGGUCGGGACAGGCCCCCUGCUGGUAGUUCAGGGGUUUCACCUGGUACCACCAUGAACCUGUACGGCAUCUUUCAGCUGAGCGAUCGUGUGGCGUGCGACUCUGGAUCGAACCAGACGGUGAACAUCUGCCGCAUGAACUGCAACGCUCUCAUUGAUGAUGACAUCAGGGACGACAUUGCCUGUCUGAAGACCCUGAUGGGAUUCAUGUGCAAUGUCACAAUCACUCCUCCUCCCUUAACUCCUCGUCUCAUGAACAUGGACGUGACGUUUGUGGAGGAGUGUCGCUCCGUGGUUCCCUCGCAGUACUUUUCUGCGUGCGUCUAAAAUAUUCACAGCGUGCCCUCCAAUGAUUCGAUUCUGUCAUUGUAUUUGAAUGCAUUGCAUCAAAUAGUUCACCAGUACAUUAUUUUACUUUUAAUACAAGGACUGAAAAGUGCUCUCACAAUUACACAUCUCAUAUACAAUGACAUACCUCAACCUGACAGAACGCCAAUAAAAGAAUAUUAUCGCAGGAAUCUGA
Molecule: messenger RNA, 1132 nt
Organism: Triplophysa rosa
Lineage: Eukaryota; Metazoa; Chordata; Actinopteri; Cypriniformes; Nemacheilidae
Exons: 6
Coding region: 142-936 (264 amino acids)
Source: RefSeq, a predicted model, not a curated record